Cladophialophora psammophila CBS 110553 is the source of this 321-nucleotide messenger RNA. RefSeq lists its product as uncharacterized. The transcript has a single exon. The record is from RefSeq and is a predicted model, not a curated record. Bases 1 to 321 code for a protein of 106 amino acids. NCBI's taxonomy places the organism in Eukaryota, Fungi, Ascomycota, Eurotiomycetes, Chaetothyriales, Herpotrichiellaceae.
AUGGCCCAGCGUCUGGCCAAGCUGGAAGCGUUGUUGGACAGCUCGAAGAAGGCCUCGGUCGAGGUCCCGGUGAUGUCUGCUGUGCCGGCACCUACGACCACGCCAGGCCUGUCGCAGAGUGAAAACGCCGCAUCGCCUCCUCUGCCGCCCAUUCAUCAGCCUACCAUAUCGACGUACGACCAUGCUCCGAGGGGCAUCGAGACAGACGAGGUGGUGGUCAUGGACGAGAAUGCUUCCAAGCAAGCGGCCACCAGCCCUUGCGCGGUUGAGAUUGCUGGUAGUAAGCCUGAGAGUCAAAACCUGGUCAAAAUCGAACGAUGA